AUGAUCUCCGGAUGUCGCUCGUCUCUCCACUGCGUCGACGAGCAGGAGCCCUUGAAGUCCAUCCAUAGCGUGCCAUACAAGUGGCCGGACUCCGACAUCGCCUUCGCCAAGUCGGUAGCGGCGGCGCAGAGCAGAGGAGCUCGGUCGCCCGACAUCGUCGACAGCUACUCGUGCCGGCAGCUCUACCUGCGGAGCUACACCUUCACGAAGAAGGAGACAGUGGCGCAGAAGACGCGACGGUGCGUCCGGAAGCUCCAGGACAGCGCCGCCUCCUCGCCGAUCUUCUCCACCGCCCGGAGCGCCGACGGCCGUCAUGCGGAGAUGGAGAGGAGCAAUAAGGGGCGCAAGAAGCUCAGCAUGGCGGUUCGCUCCCUCCUCUUCUGCGGCACGAAGGUCGAAGUGGCGGAUUGAGGUUGACGAUGGCGAUCGAAAGUCGAUCGCGGGAUUAAGUUGGAAUUAAAUUGUCUUAGUUUUCUUGGAAUUUGAAGAGAAUAUUACAUAUACA
Messenger RNA from Zingiber officinale, 505 nucleotides. RefSeq lists its product as uncharacterized. The transcript has a single exon. Lineage: Eukaryota; Viridiplantae; Streptophyta; Magnoliopsida; Zingiberales; Zingiberaceae. The record is from RefSeq and is a predicted model, not a curated record. Bases 1 to 411 code for a protein of 136 amino acids.